Chara braunii is the source of this 2388-nucleotide messenger RNA. The record is from the annotation of a GenBank genome assembly. Lineage: Eukaryota; Viridiplantae; Streptophyta; Charophyceae; Charales; Characeae.
CGGUGGGAACACGAGCGGCAAGUCGGGAUGGGGUAUUCUGGGUAAGGAGGAAAGGGCAAAUGCCUUGCCGAGACCUGGAUACCGCGCUCGUGACGGUUGAGUUGUGCUUAAGGGGACCGGGGGACGAUCUGUACACCGAUCUUAGGGUGACGGGGACCGUGUACCUAUCAGAGCUCGGGUGGCACAUGUUAGGGACGGAGUUGGCACUAGGGCUAGGUAAAGAAAUGGCGACGGAGGAAGGGAUCGAUGACCAGCAGAGCGGAGGGAAUCAGGGCACGAAUGAAAAUGGGGAACGAAACGAGGGAUCAACCAGGGAUCGAGAGUCAACCAAACUGGAGGGGACCCAAGAAGACCGAAAGGACGCCUCAAUUGGAGAAAACUCGGGGAAAGUUGGGGGUCGCAAAAGGGGACCUCAGAAAAACAGGGAAGGAGGAAAUGAUAUGAGAACAAGUCCUUGGAACUCAGCAGGAGCCACCCCUGAAAAGACGAAAGUCUUGGAUACCAGUCAUAAACUGGCAGAGAUAGAGAAGCGGACCGCGGAAUUUAAGGCAAGACUUAUCGAGCAGAUGAUUGCCGAGGAUGAGGAGGACCUCCAGGACGCAGGGUCACGUGAGGGACGCAGGGCCGGUCAGGACGAGGCUAGGUAUGAGGGGAAGGAUGAUAGUCACAAAGGAACGCCUAGCAAGAAGGGGAAGAACAAGAGCGACCCCCCGGCGGAAGGAACGGAAAACGCUAUGACCCCACCCGCUAUUGACAUCGGCACUAGCAGACUACCCGCCACGCCGAAAGUAACAGCGGCGUGUGACGGACUCUGGAGCCUUAGGGAGAGAGUGCUAGGAUGGUUCGACCCAGAAGGAACAUCGAAAACCAGGGAGAAGCAGAGGGAAAGCAAGGAAGGGGAAGGAGCCAGUGCAGCCGGGGAAGCGGGUGGCUCCGAAGACGGUCUCAAGAAAGUAGUCGCCACCCUCAACAGGACACUUAACAAGAACCAGGGGUAUCUCGCAGAUGCGAAAAAGAAACUCACGUUCGAUGGGGCCAACAUUAUGGAGUUUCUAAUAGACUAUGAGAAGCUAGCAGCCUUACUGAAAUGGACGGAAGAGGAAAAGAUGAAGCACCUGGGGCAGUACGUGUCACUAAGCUUGGGCAGGGACAUUAUGGUCAUUGUCGCCUCCAGUGGAUCCUGGAAAGAAACCAGGAAUGAGAUGAUGAGGAAAUACCUGAGGGCAGAGAAAAUGGCAACAGAGGUCGAAUUAGCCGAAGUCCAAAGGAAAAACUAUGCGACUUACAAUGAUUUCCUAAGGGCAUUCACGUUAGUGGCUCUACGAAUUCCCGGGGUAACGGACCGUAUAAUGAGUAAAUACUUCCUCAAGCAGUUUUCCGAGUUCGAUAAAGAUAAGAUUUUGUCAGCAUACCAGCAGACUAGUAAGUUCGAAUACGCGAGAGACGUGGACUUCAGCACCGUAACAGACCUUGCGGAAAAGACAGUGGUUACCGAGACGCUAGCCCUACUUAAGGAAGGGGAGGUCAUAGAUCUGACCGGGAAGACAGGGGAUAAGGCAUACCUGUUCGGGAGGCGAUUUAUCAUAAGGAUCRAUCCCACCAACGUUGUCGGAGCCCUAAAGAACUACAAGCCCAUAGACCCGACUGUCGGCAGAUGGAUAGGCUUCAUAUGGCAAUUCGACUAUAAGGUCGAGCGAAUUGCAGGGCUUCGAAAUAGGGCAGAUGGGUUGAGCAGGGUUUGUAUCACGCCAGAGAAAGUAGAGGACGCAGAACCAACUGACGCCUUCCUAGAGUACGAAGGAGGGACCCUUGUCGUGGAUAAUGAGAUGGCAAAUCUGACAAUUACAACAGAACAGUUGCUGAUUCAGACCUUGGAAAAGGGCGCACGUGCAGUGGUUGCAGAACUCAGGGAAGGACCAGUCACCAUGGUUAGGCGCAAAGAGGAAAAUGACUCGUGGGGAGCAGAAGUUGGGGCCAGAGAGGAAUUGAUGGCAAUGACCGUGGAAGGGGGAUGGGACGCCGUAAUGACAUUGGCCGAAACCUGGGCGCAGAAGGAGUGUCAGUACCUAGUCAACCUCACUCGAGAGGAGCAGGGUGCGGAUCAGAACGAACAGGAAUUCUUCCUCAUACAAAUGUAUGAGGGCGUUUUCAAAGAAAUCGGUUUGCUGCUUGUCGGGAACAAACAACCGACGGAAGUCAGUCCCAAGGCAAGGGAGGAAGUAGAAAAGUACGUCCUAAGGAAUGACCACCUGUUCAAAAGAGAGGAAGGGAUGAUGCCUAGACGCGUCGUCUGCGGGAGGUCUAGGCAGUUGGACAUAAUUCAGGCAAUGCAUGAUGGGCUAGUUGGGGGUCACCAGUCGUGAAAGGGGACACUUGCAAAGAUUGUGC